GAGUCGCCAUGCCGUGAUCCGUGCGUGCGCUUUCCGAACCUCGAUCAUAUACAGAAGCGGAGUGCAGGAGAGAAAGAGCGCGCCAAUUUUUUGCUCGCAUUUCUAGUGUGCCUGCAGAGUGCCGUGCGCGAUCGGCCAGCAGUGUGCUCUUGUGUUGGUUUUUGUUCGUUCUCGUUGUUGUUGUCGCCGCUGUUUUUUGUGCUUAAUGACUCGUGAAGUGCUCGGCAGAAUGGAAACGAUUAUAUCACGAGCGAUGGAAAACCUUUUGCAAUAAUAGUUGUUUGUUUUGGUGUGUUACGUUCAACGAGAGUAUCGCAGUGGUGGCAGAGACGCUAAAAAUCGACUGACAUGCGAAAUAAAGCAAUGCGGCUGACACCGCUGCUGCCGCUGCUGCUGCUGUCGCUGCUCGCGAUCGCUCCGAUGUCGCUGGCGGCUCCCGCAGGAAUGCCCUCGGCGGAUCAGUGCGAUUGGACUGGCAGUGGAGGCGGAGGCAAAGGAGUGCGACCGGUAUACCUGCGCUGCUCCAGAGGCAGCGUAUCCUGGCGAUAUCCUCGAGGAGCUCUGCGGGUCGUUCUGAUUUCGGGCGCCGCCGAGGGUGAAAAUCUGCGAGGCUGCAUCAAGUCGUCCGGUCCAGCCCGGGUCUACCUCGAAGGCAAGACGAGCCUGAAGCUGCUCUACUCGCCAGGGGAUGGCAAGCACGAGUCGUUGCAUCGCUGCUUCAGAACGCGAGGUCCAGUGGCGGCGCUCUACGUAGAAGCCGACGUGCAGGACCAGGGCAGCGAGUCCGGAGCCCCACCCGGGGUGCAUCUGCACUACGAUCUGGAGACCCAGCUGCUCGCCGACCCGGAGGAGGCCGAAUGUCGACCCUGCAGCAAGGAGGAGCUGGCCAAGGCCUUCUGUCAGAGCGACCUCGUGGCACGGGGAACCGUUAGCGCCGUCGAGCGCCGUCCCGAGCUCGAGAGUGCCGAGAUUUUACUAAGGGUUACCAAGACGCUGAGACGCGUCGAGGAGAACGAGGAGAACGAGAUAGACUCUGGCGAUGCUCGGUUUACGAGAGAAACGCGCAUCAGAGUGCCGACCGUUUGUGAUGCUCGCCAUGGUCAAGGCGAAUUCGUGAUAAUGGCCAAGAAGCGAUUGGGUGAUCUCACGCUGUCCUGCGCCCCGAGAUUGGAGGAAUGGGCCAAAGCCGUGCGAGAGCUGGAGAGCGCACCCUGCGUGCUCAGGAGUUAGCCGAAGCUAUCGUCGGUUUACGAACGACUGCUCUACGCUUGGCUAGAUUAAACGUCAGUGAACGAUUGAGUCUUUCCCGCGCCAACGUUCUCCGGAGCUCGCGGAAUUUCCGCCUCGAUUAGAAGCCCGAUUUUCGCCUUACUCGGCUGCGACUUACGUUCAAUGUUGCAAUCGUUCCGUGCGACUAACUGCACGCCUACGAUUUGAGCGCAACCUGUAAAUAUUACUGGAUGUACUUCGAAAAUAAGACAUCGAUCUCCGAACUGUGAUAUUAUUGUAUUAUCAGAGAGUUUAAUUUAUGAAACCGGAUUUAUUAUCGUUUAUGAAUGAAAUAUAAUUAUAUACAAUGAAUAUCAAACGUGUUUUUAGAUUAUAAUUUUAUGGGUCUACAAACGACCCACCGGGAUGUGAUGUAAAAAUGAUAAAUGUAAAGUUUUUAUAAAAUUUUUAUUGAAUAUAGCUUUAUUAAUAAAUGCUCAUUUUCUUGUAAAACAGUGUUUCAUUAAAAAA
Messenger RNA from Trichogramma pretiosum, 1740 nucleotides. RefSeq names its product meteorin-like protein (gene Metrn). The transcript has 3 exons. Bases 349 to 1230 code for a protein of 293 amino acids. The record is from RefSeq and is a predicted model, not a curated record. Gene Ontology annotation, molecular function: hormone activity. Lineage: Eukaryota; Metazoa; Arthropoda; Insecta; Hymenoptera; Trichogrammatidae.